Molecule: messenger RNA, 1353 nt
Organism: Hydatigera taeniaeformis
Lineage: Eukaryota; Metazoa; Platyhelminthes; Cestoda; Cyclophyllidea; Taeniidae
Source: the annotation of a GenBank genome assembly
GAUCAGCAGGGUAAGGAUGUGGCUAUCGCCUGGCUGUCAAUGCUCUACAUGCUAGUCUACAUUCCGAUGAUAGUCCCAGCCACCUGGUUACUCAACCAUUACGGUCUUCGUGUGAGCAUUCUGAUCGGAGCGACGCUGAACGUUCUGGGUGCAUGGAUCAAAUGCCUUUCCAUGGAGCUGUCACAGCCUGUCCCCUCUCCUGCUUCCAACGCUUCCUUUCCCCUCCUAAUGGUGGCCCAGCUCGUGUGCGCAUUGGGCCAAGUCUUCCUCCUUGGUGUUCCAGCCCAACUCGCUGCCACGUGGUUCAGCAAAACAGAACUCGCAAUGGCUACUGCUAUCGGCGUUUUUGGCAACCAAGUUGGCUGUGCACUGGGCUUCGGUCUACCGCCCCUGAUGGUACCUGCUGUCACAAACUCUACUGGAGUGGCAGAUUUUGAGGAUUUUCGAAGAGGUUUUCGUAUUAUGCUCUACGGCGGGGCGGCAAUCAUGUCCAUCGACCUCAUUUUUGUGGCCAUCUUCUUUAAGGAAGAGCCGGCGAUUGCCCCCAGUCUAGCCCAAUACAAACGGAUUUUACAACGUCGUGCACAAAUGACAGGUGACAAUCAGGACGAAGCUGACUUCGACUCCGCCUUUGAGCCGGAGAGCUCCGUUCUGACUUUGGAGGAGUCGGAACUGGUUAAUCAAAGCUACUUCCAUCAAGUCGUGCAUUGCUUCAAGUCUGUCAGCUUCAUCCUCCUCAACAUCUGUUAUGGUGUGAACACGGGGGUGUACUACGAAAUUGGCACUCUUUUGAACAGCAUCGUUGCAGAGUUCUUCCCGACGGAGCAAGUAGCAAUUGGAUGGAUUGGAUUCAGCAUGGUCAUUGCAGGUCUCGUCGGUUCGAUUGUCGCAGGAGCGGUGUUAAAGAAGACGGGCCUGUACAGACGAGUCUUGAUCGUCUUCUACUUCCUUAGUGUGGCCAGUAUGGGAGCCUUCAUGGGAAGCAUUUACAGCAACUUGAUUGGCACCGUCUUCCUCACUAUGAUCCUCCUUGGCUUCUUCCAAUCCGGUUUUCUGCCUCUCGGCUUUGAAUAUGCGGCAGAAAUCACCUACCCCAUCGAUGAGGGUCUCACUUCUGGCAUUCUCAAUACAUCAGCUCAUAUAUUUGGCAUCAUCCUGACUCAAGUUGCAACUGCUAUGAUUGGCAAGUACGGUUCUCUCCCGACAAACAUUUUUAUCCUCGUCUGUAUGGUGAUUGCUGCUGUGCCUGCUUGUAAGUUGUCCUCUUGCAUUUUUUCUGCUAAUAUGACACAUAACAAAUUCUUUCUUCUACAUUCAUUUCAUCAAUUGCGAUUAUUUAUUCAUGAUCACUAA